This is a messenger RNA of Nezara viridula (southern green stink bug), 4999 nucleotides long. The record is from the annotation of a GenBank genome assembly. Lineage: Eukaryota; Metazoa; Arthropoda; Insecta; Hemiptera; Pentatomidae.
CUGAAAUGUGGGAUCUUCACACAUUGCAAGGGAUGAUACUUCAGUUGUGUGUAUAAAUAUUUUAAAAGUAGAACCUUUCGGCAGUGAUUUCAUGAAGUUAGAAUUGACUGAUAAUUUCAAACAAAAUGCCCUGAAUGAUUCUUUCAACUGGGAAAGAAAAGAGACCUCCUGGCUGUGAAAUUAAUUGAAUAUCAAAUAAAAUAUUAAUAACAUAAUAAUACUGAUAUAACAUCCAUUAAGUGACGUGUUAUAUUUACCUUCCAGUAGAAAAAGGUGAUAUAUUUUGCAAAUAAAAGACAAAUUUUUCAGCCAGCAAACCUUUAUCAUUGAAAAAACAUACGUCUACUUGUUUUAAAUCUUGUGCAAUCAACAAAUGUUUAAUAGCAGUCAGGGAAUUCGUAAUAUAUUUGUUCAGUUCAGGAUGCACUGAUACCUAGUGCGAAGAAGUGUCAAUUAGUAAAGUAUAACUUUUUAUAGUACUAACAGUUAAAAAUCUUAAAUCUUAGUACUUUGCUCAAGUUAUUAAUAUUUUUUUUUACAUUCCCCGAAUCUUUAACAGAUUUGUAUUACAUUAAAUAGAAUUAGAAACAUAAAAAAAGGCACAGUAGGAGUCAUGAGAAUAUCUUGUAUGGUUGAUAAUUACACAAACUAUAAAUGAUUUAUAAACCAUGAGCAAAUUAAAAUUGGGUACUACUUCACAAGUGACACUACCUCAUGGUGGUUGGACCAGAAUCGCUUUGGGGAUGGAAUACCGAAAGAUAGUAUAUAAUGGCAACUGAUCCCCAGAACUUCCUCAGAAAUAAAUUCUUGAAGGUAUUUGAUUAUAAUUCGAAAAAGAACCAUCCUACUGACAAGAACCCUGUGUUUGUUAAGGCCCUCAUCCCAACAACAGAAGGACCCGUUGAAGUUGUGUGAUUGGAGCAAACAGAAGUUGCUAGUUGUGAUAUUUUUUUUUCUAUCAGCUUUACAGACCUUAUAGAUCAUAUAGUGCCUGCACCAGCCUUUUCUACCUGUGCAGCAACUUUGUUGAUCCUAUUUAUCGAUUUAAUUUUUGGCUUCCCAUGUACUAUCUUGUUAACAACUACAGAAUUUGUUGUGUAGAGGCUUCCGGAUUGCUAUGAGCUCUAUGCUCUACCCAACUCUACCUUCAAAUUAGAAGGUACAGACUGACCAGUUUUUUAAGUAGUUCUUUACUGGUCCUUCUCCUCCAUACAUACGUAUUCUGAUCCCUUGAUCUAAUAAAAGCAGUGGUAAUGAUCAACAAUCUCAAUCUCUCAUUAAUUAUAACAUAAGGUAACUUAAGACUUAAGCAAACCUCAGUGUAUGGGUGACGAUAUACCUCUGAAAAUGAUAGUCAAUACUUUGCUACAUUCAGAAUUCCUUAUUGAAUGCAUUUGAUGUGAUCCUGAUCUUUGUCAUUUUGGAGUGACACUUGAGAAGCAAUACUGCCAAAGGCUUAUAAAAUAAUAAUAAUUUAUACAGCUUACAUGGACAGGUACACCAUACUUUUUUUUCAACCGAAAAAUUCCUUCUGGAUAUAAUUUUCUUGAAUGGAGCAAUACAUGAAUAGCAACUUCUAAAAACUCUACAACUAUACCUGGAAUAUCUAAAAGAAUGAGGAAUAAUAUAAAUUUUUAUGAAAUAAGUCAGAAAGAUAAAUUUGACAAAUUAAAAAAAUAAUGAACCUAAUGCUUGUUCCAUCUUAUUAUCUUAUCAAAUCCAAUGUUAAUACAAAAAUUCGUAACCUUCCAAAACCUGGAGCCAAAUUUUUAAAAUUUAAUUUAUUCAAAUUGGCAGCUUACAAUCGACCUGAUUCUAAUAUAUAUUCAUGGAAAUUUUACUGGUUAGUGAAAACUAAUAAUUUAAAUUGAUUAAAAAAUAUUACUUUCGAUUUAUCCAAAAGCCGGCUACCUUUCCAGUAAGUUCUGCUCCAUAGAGGUCAUAAUUGGAUCGCCAAACAACUUUAAUAAUUAAUCAUUUAUCAGAUUAUUUAAAAAAUAUAGAUCUAUCUUUAAUAUUAGCAUUAGGCACAACCGUUUUAAGGCAAGAAAAUAAUAACAAAAAAUCUUUGUGUGUUGUUUGGAUAAUUUUAAAGUAUUUAGUCGGCAGAAAGAGGGAUAACCCGGGUUAUGUCAUGUCUACAAUAACAUCGUUAUUGUCACAUGAAAGUUUGAUUAUAAGUUAACUGAGUAAAUGAGAAUGUAUUUAACGAUUUAUUUAAUCUACCAGUAAUAGAGAGAUACGUAAAUUAUAUUUACAUGAUAUGAUCAAUGCUUCCUUAUCGAAGGGAACUUGGGUUGUUCUUGAAUUAUUUUUAUCCAUCAAGAAUAAGCCGUAAUUUUCAUUAUUGUGAUAUCUGGCCAGUCAGUAUAAAAUAGUCGUUAAGAAAAAAUAUUCUUGUGUUGAUGAUAAUCAAAGUGAAAUGCCUCCAAUUAGGAAAGUUCAGUUGGAUAAAGCUGCUUGGCUAUGGUGUGAAACUGUGGAUCCUGACAAAAUAAGUGAAGACAAUGUUGAUACUGCAUACAGAGGGAAUGUACCCAAGUGUAAAUUAGGAACUUGUCGGCGAAAUUGUCGUGGAAAUCCGUAUUGCCUCUCAGGAUUGGGAGAAUCACGAUGGCUCAGUGAUAAUGUAGAUGAAAGUGAAGAUGAAGAUGUCGAUCUUCAGAUACGGCAACCCGAUACUUUUGUGGGUUUGAAAAAUUUAGGAGCCACCUGUUAUGUGAAUAGCUUAGUUCAAUUAUGGUUUCACAAUUUAGCAUUUAGGAAGGCCAUUUAUUCUUGGAAUCCAUUAGAAGAUCCAAUGGAAUCAGCUGAAUUGACGGACGAGAAUGUUUCUGUAAAGUCUCCUCGUACUGUAGUUGGUCAUCUUCAGUUAUUGUUUGCACUUAUGCAGUUCAGCAAACAGAGAUCGAUAGAUCCAUUAGCUUUCAUCAAAGCGCUGGAUUUAGAACCAUCAAUGCAACAAGAUGCUCAAGAAUUCUCUAAACUUUUUAUAUCGCUCUUAGAAGAAUCAUUAAAUCAGCAGUCUGAUCCAAAAGUUCAGAACUUAAUUAUUGACAAUUUUAGAGGAGAAUAUUCUUAUAUUACAAGGCAAAAAGGUCAUAAAAAGAAAAUCAAUUCUUCUCUUCAGUUUCCGGAUACGUUGGAUAUGAGUCAAUAUAUGACAGUUUCUGAAAAUGAAAAUACACCUAUGGUCUAUAACUUAACGGCUGUUCUAAUCCACAAAGGCCCCAGUGCUUAUUCUGGCCAUUAUGUUGCUCAUAUAUGUGACCAGUUGACUGGAGCUUGGUAUAAAUUUAAUGAUGAACAAGUAGAAAAAAUGGAAGGAAAUAAACUAAAGCUAGGUAGUGAAGAAGAAGAUGAAGAUGGUGCUAAGAAAGCUAAACAAGCGCGUGUUGCGAAAGGAUUUCUUGCUUCUAGUAACGCAUACAUGUUGGUAUAUACUGCUCAGUCAGUUCGAGAAGUUUUAACACCUUUGACGGAAAACGAUUUACAGCCACAUCUUGUAAAGCAAAUUCAACAAUCCAAUGAUGAAUUUGAAAAAUUAAUUUUAGAAACAAAAGAAGAAAAAAAAAAUAGAAAGGAGAUCGGACAAGUUCAGAAGGCAACAAUGGCAAAUCUUGUAAAGGUGAUGCCUGUUGAUGGACCCGGAACAAGAGAUUGGGAAGUGAUAUCCGUGAAAUGGCUCAGCAUGUGGUUGGCCAAUUCGAAAGAAGAUUUUGAACCAGUUGAUAACAGUCCUCUACUUUGUUCUCAUAAUAGAUUAAAUCCUGACCUCGUUUCGAAUGCGAAAUAUAUCACAACAGCUGCUGCCGAUUCAAUUUUUGGAAAGUAUGGAGGUGGUCCUAGAUUGCCAGCAAGUGAAGCUCUUUGUCGGGACUGUAUAACAGCCAAAUGUCGCAGGAUAAAGUUCAGAAUUAAACUUACUGAUGACGCCAAAGAGCUUAGCAAUUUGCUCAAGCACAAAGAAGAAUUAGAUGGAAGUGGUUUCUGGGUUGGCAAAAAAUCAUUAAAAGACUGGCGUAAGAAAGCUUUAACAGUUUUUGAAGAGACUGAAGGCGGAGUAAUGAGGGAAGUCGAAGACUGUCCUAGUCCAUCAUCCGAUUCAGAUGCUGUGCCCCGUCGGAAUAAAAGGUCUUGUUCCGAAUCUGAGUCUGUAUCUAUUAAUUCUAGUUGUGAUAAAGCAGGGAACGGAACUGAGCCCCAUGUCAAAAAGUUUAAAGUCACUGAUAGUUGUACUGUUCUUGACCAAAAGAUCGUUGCUAAACUGGAAGUCGAGUCCAUUUUUGAAUCUCUUGAAAAAUUAUUAUAUGGGACAAAAGAAACUUUAAGUAAACUGGAUGACUUGACACCCGAAUUGAUCUCGGAAUUCAAAAAAAAGUUUUAUUCUAGUUGGAAAGAUUUGGAUUUAAUGUUUAAUAGGAUCUGUGAUUAUAAUUCAGUAUGUUCUCCUAUUAGUGAAUCUACUUCUCUGGUUACAUCUACCAGUGGCGCUCUGGAUGUUCCUACUUGUGAAACUGGUAGGGUGAAUGGGGUUUGCCAUAGUGUUGAAGAAGAUUCGUCUGCCAGGAAACGUAAAUUUGAACAAGUGAAUGAUAAAGAUGGUGUCAAUAGUAGUGAUGAAAACAAAGCCAGUAAAUCAGAUGACGAAGAAGACGAUAAUGAAAACUUCAAUGAAGACAUUGUAUGCCAACACAAUAAUUUAAUACCAGAAGAGAGUUUGAAAAGACUUGUUUCCGAGUCUACUUGGGCUAAGCUUAAAAGUUAUUUUCCAGACUGCCGAGAGUUUUCAAAAGAUAUGGAACCUUGCCCACAGUGCCAGAGAUUGGCAUCUCAAGAUCAGGCAACUCUGGAUAUAAGAAGGGAUCAAGCUUUGAAACAGAAAGAAAUGCUGCCAUCUCUCUUGAACAAUCGUAACAGGUCUAAACUAGUAUCUGGCACUUACAAGAUUGUAAGUGUGCAAGAAUUUUUGAAGCCUUGGCGAAGAUUCGUAAGGUGA